AUGAGUGCUAAGCAUAAUGGCCUUUGGGUUGGCUCCCUCAUCUUCGCUGUCCUUGGAUUAGGUUUUGGAGUUCUACUAUCUAUUUAUGUUUACUUCAGAACUAAGGACAAGACCGAAAAUGGAAAAUAUCAAAAAGAGAACGCUGUAUUGACCUUCUUCAUGACCCUCUUCGGAGCUUUCUGAAUGUGGGGAAUGUGGAUAUGCGUCUACAUGCACCAGAUGAACCCGCUUAUACUCCCAUUCGUAGAAACACAAAUCCCAGAAUAACAAUGGUAUUGCAUGAAUAAC
This is a messenger RNA of Moneuplotes crassus, 288 nucleotides long. NCBI's taxonomy places the organism in Eukaryota, Ciliophora, Spirotrichea, Euplotida, Euplotidae. The record is from the annotation of a GenBank genome assembly.